GCGCGCUCCCCGCUUCUGCUUGGCUUUCCGGCUUAAUUUUCCGCGGCGGGAUUAAAGUUGGAAAUUGACCGGAGAAUUGAGUUGCCGGGGAACAGAGCCCCGGCCGCCGCCAGAGCGAUGUUCCCGCAGAGCCGGCACCCGACGCCGCACCAGGCUGCAGGCCAGCCCUUCAAGUUCACUAUCCCGGAGUCCCUGGACCGGAUUAAAGAGGAAUUCCAGUUCCUGCAGGCGCAGUAUCACAGCCUUAAAUUGGAAUGUGAGAAACUGGCAAGUGAAAAGACAGAAAUGCAGAGGCACUAUGUGAUGUAUUAUGAAAUGUCAUAUGGAUUAAACAUUGAAAUGCACAAACAGACUGAAAUCGCCAAGAGAUUGAAUACGAUUUGUGCACAAGUCAUCCCAUUUCUGUCUCAGGAACAUCAACAACAGGUGGCCCAGGCUGUCGAACGUGCCAAACAGGUGACCAUGGCAGAGUUGAAUGCCAUCAUCGGGGUACGUGGCCUACCAGGUCUACCUCCUACACAGCAGCAGUUGCAAGCUCAGCAUCUUUCUCAUGGCCACGGACCCCCAGUUCCCCUUACGCCUCAUCCUUCGGGACUUCAGCCUCCUGGAAUCCCGCCCCUCGGGGGCAGUGCCGGCCUUCUUGCGCUGUCUAGUGCUCUGAGUGGGCAGUCUCACUUGGCAAUAAAAGAUGACAAGAAGCACCACGAUGCAGAGCACCACAGAGACAGAGAGCCGGGCACAAGUAAUUCCCUCCUGGUCCCAGACAGUCUAAGAGGCACAGAUAAACGCAGAAAUGGACCUGAAUUUUCCAAUGACAUCAAGAAAAGGAAGGUGGAUGAUAAGGACUCCAGCCACUAUGACAGUGAUGGUGACAAAAGUGAUGACAACUUAGUUGUGGAUGUGUCUAAUGAGGACCCUUCUUCUCCGCGAGCAAGCCCUGCCCACUCGCCCCGGGAAAAUGGAAUCGACAAAAAUCGCCUGCUAAAGAAGGAUGCUUCUAGCAGUCCAGCUUCCACGGCCUCCUCGGCAAGUUCCACUUCUUUGAAAUCCAAAGAAAUGAGCUUGCAUGAAAAAGCCAGCACGCCUGUUCUGAAAUCCAGCACACCAACGCCUCGGAGCGACAUGCCAACGCCGGGCACCAGCGCCACUCCAGGCCUCCGUCCAGGUCUCGGCAAGCCUCCAGCCAUAGACCCCCUCGUUAACCAAGCGGCAGCUGGCUUGAGGACACCCCUGGCAGUGCCCGGCCCAUACCCUGCUCCUUUUGGGAUGGUCCCCCACGCUGGCAUGAACGGCGAGCUGACCAGCCCAGGCGCUGCCUACGCCAGUUUACACAACAUGUCGCCCCAGAUGAGCGCCGCAGCCGCCGCGGCCGCCGUGGUGGCCUACGGGCGCUCCCCCAUGGUGGGGUUUGAUCCUCCCCCUCACAUGAGAGUACCUACCAUUCCUCCAAACCUGGCAGGAAUCCCUGGGGGGAAACCUGCAUACUCCUUCCACGUUACUGCAGACGGUCAGAUGCAGCCUGUCCCUUUUCCCCCCGACGCCCUCAUCGGACCCGGAAUCCCCCGGCAUGCUCGCCAGAUCAACACCCUCAACCACGGGGAGGUGGUGUGCGCGGUGACCAUCAGCAACCCCACGAGACACGUGUACACGGGUGGGAAGGGCUGCGUCAAGGUCUGGGACAUCAGCCACCCUGGCAAUAAGAGCCCUGUCUCCCAGCUCGACUGUCUGAACAGAGACAAUUAUAUCCGUUCCUGUAAAUUGCUACCUGAUGGCUGCACUCUCAUAGUGGGAGGGGAAGCCAGUACUUUGUCCAUUUGGGACCUGGCGGCUCCAACCCCGCGCAUCAAGGCGGAGCUGACAUCCUCGGCCCCCGCCUGCUACGCCCUCGCCAUCAGCCCCGAUUCCAAGGUCUGCUUCUCGUGCUGCAGCGACGGCAACAUCGCUGUGUGGGAUCUGCACAACCAGACACUAGUGAGGCAAUUCCAGGGCCACACAGACGGAGCCAGCUGUAUUGACAUUUCUAAUGAUGGCACCAAGCUCUGGACGGGUGGUUUGGACAACACAGUCAGGUCCUGGGACCUGCGCGAGGGGCGGCAGCUGCAGCAGCACGACUUCACCUCCCAGAUCUUCUCCCUGGGGUACUGCCCCACUGGGGAGUGGCUGGCGGUGGGCAUGGAGAGCAGCAAUGUGGAGGUGCUGCACGUGAACAAGCCUGACAAGUACCAGCUGCACCUGCAUGAGAGCUGCGUGCUGUCCCUGAAAUUUGCUUACUGUGGUAAAUGGUUUGUGAGUACUGGAAAAGAUAACCUCCUCAAUGCUUGGCGGACCCCCUAUGGAGCCAGCAUAUUCCAGUCCAAAGAGUCCUCGUCAGUGCUUAGCUGUGACAUCUCUGUGGAUGAUAAGUACAUAGUCACUGGCUCGGGGGACAAGAAGGCUACAGUCUAUGAAGUCAUCUACUGAAAUCAUUAUGUGGUUUAACGUUUAUAGUUGAAUUGGGCCAAAAUGUUUCGAAUUUAUAGAAAUAGAAAAGUUGUAACUUUAAAAGAGAAAAAAAAUUACAAACACCUGUUUCCAAACCUUGACACAAAACUACUUUGAGUCUACAAAGAGGAGGCGACAAGUCCAUCAGCAGAAAGUCACCUGUCUACAUAGACCAAAUGGAGCACCAAGGCCAAGCGGACAGAGGGGCCAUGGGUUGUAGGAUUGAGGAACGGAAUCUGCCGACUCACAUGACAGCCCAUUCUUUCUUUCUGGGUGAUCUGGGGAUCACGCCUUGCCCAAGUGUGAGAUUACCUUUCUGUUCCUUGCAGUUCACCUCACUUUCCGUCCUUUGUAGAGCAGUGGUGUCUCCAAUGAACUUGUUUCCUGGUUUUGCAUCUUGUGAAAUGUUUUUUUGUAUUUUUGUUGAAGGUUAAACAUUUGUAUAAAUUGUAAAUAUAUUUGGUUUAUUACAGUAAAGGCUUUAGUACCAAUAA
Molecule: messenger RNA, 2975 nt
Organism: Gorilla gorilla gorilla (western lowland gorilla)
Lineage: Eukaryota; Metazoa; Chordata; Mammalia; Primates; Hominidae
Gene: TLE1
Product: TLE family member 1, transcriptional corepressor
Exons: 20
Coding region: 118-2460 (780 amino acids)
Biological process (GO): regulation of DNA-templated transcription; negative regulation of canonical Wnt signaling pathway
Cellular component (GO): nucleus; transcription regulator complex
Molecular function (GO): transcription corepressor activity; protein binding
Source: RefSeq, a predicted model, not a curated record